AUUUGUGUUUUCCAGAAUGCCAAAGCCAGCUAUGACUUCAGCAGUAACGAUCCCUACCCAUAUCCCCGCUACACAGAUGACUGGUUUAACAGUCAUGGAACCAGGUGUGCAGGGGAAGUGUCGGCUGCAGCAAACAACAACAUCUGUGGAGUUGGCGUGGCAUACAACUCAAAGGUGGCAGGUAUCCGAAUGCUGGACCAGCCUUUUAUGACAGACAUUAUUGAGGCUUCUUCGAUCAGUCACAUGCCUCAAGUCAUAGAUAUAUAUAGUGCCAGCUGGGGGCCAACUGAUAACGGAAAGACUGUGGAUGGACCUAGAGAACUAACUUUGCAAGCCAUGGCAGAUGGUGUGAACAAGGGCCGUGGCGGCAAGGGAAGCAUCUACGUCUGGGCCUCUGGAGAUGGAGGCAGCUAUGAUGAUUGUAACUGUGACGGCUAUGCAUCAAGCAUGUGGACUAUCUCCAUCAAUUCUGCUAUUAAUGAUGGCCGGACAGCUCUGUACGAUGAAAGCUGCUCUUCGACCCUGGCCUCCACGUUCAGCAAUGGGAGGAAGAGAAAUCCCGAAGCUGGUGUGGCUACUACGGAUUUAUAUGGCAACUGUACCCUACGUCAUUCUGGAACAUCUGCAGCUGCACCUGAGGCAGCUGGCGUGUUUGCGUUGGCACUGGAGGCUAAUCUGGAUCUGACGUGGAGAGACAUGCAGCAUCUGACAGUGCUCACCUCCAAAAGGAACCAACUUCAUGACGAAGUCCAUCAAUGGCGUAGAAAUGGUGUUGGUCUGGAAUUUAACCAUCUGUUUGGCUAUGGAGUCCUCGAUGCUGGGGCAAUGGUUAAAAUGGCAAAAGACUGGAAGACUGUUCCAGAGAGAUUCCACUGCGUUGGAGGAUCAAUACAAGAACCUGAAAAAAUACCAUCAAGUGGCAAGUUGGUUCUAACACUUACAACUGAUGCUUGUGAGGGGAAAGAAAACUUUGUCCGCUACCUAGAACAUGUGCAAGCAGUUAUAACCGUGAACUCUACUAGGCGAGGGGACCUCAACAUCAAUAUGACAUCACCUAUGGGGACUAAAUCCAUUUUACUGAGCCGACGUCCAAGAGAUGAUGACUCCAAGGUGGGUUUUGACAAAUGGCCUUUCAUGACAACACAUACUUGGGGAGAAGACCCCAGAGGCACUUGGGUUCUGGAAGUUGGAUUUGUUGAUAGCAUGCCACAGAAGGGAGUACUGAAGGAAUGGACAUUGAUGCUACAUGGUACACAAAGCGCACCAUAUAUAGACCAAAUAGUAAGAGAUUACCAAUCCAAACUGGCUAUGUCCAAGAAGGAAGAGCUGGAAGAAGAAUUAGACGAAGCGGUAGAGAGAAGUCUGAAGAGUAUACUGAGCAAGAACUAGCACUGUUCUGCAUGUUGGUCUCUUUCCUUUCUAGCUCAUUCUACUCACCUUUCUACUAUCCAGACUUCUGUGUUAGACAUAUUACAAUGUCUCCAUAGCCAAAUUAUCAUACUUUAUAGAUUUUAAAGUCUUAUAUCCUGUCAAUGAUUAUUUUAAUUACAACCGAAGCAAUCUUUUUUUACUCUAAGCCACAGAUAUGUUGUUCCCUAUCAACUACUCUGUACAGUUUGUGACUGUAAAUGAUUUUGUGUCAUACAAAUAGGUAAUAACUUGCAAACAAAACCGUGAUGGCUUUUCCCUUCAUAUUUUUGUGGUAAAUGUUGUUUGUAUUUAAAAAUUUUAAAAAGAGAGAGUAAAUUUUAAAACUGGCAGUUAGUGGUAAUGAACCCAUUUGGUCAGCUUUCAUGAUAGAGAUGUUAACAGUAACAAGUUGGCUGGAGAGGCCUUUGAAUGACCAACAGCCUGAUUCUGCGCCAUUGACUUCAAUGGGAGUUUUCCCAUUGGCUUCAGUAAGAAUAGGAAUAGGCCCUAAAAGGAAAAAAUAAUCCAGAGAUUAAGAAAGAUGGUAACCUUCUCUCAGAAAUCAAUGCCUUUUGCCAUUUCCUUUUUACUUACACGCACACGCGCACACGCGCACACACACACACCAUUUUUUGACUUAGAGAUGAUUCAUUUGUAUGUAAUAAGUGAGUCUGAUAAAGGACGUGCAUUAGGAAACAGGGUCCAAAUGUUCUAAAAGCACAAGUAUUUUUAAAAAAUUGGUAAUUCAGAUCCAAUUUAUGCCAAAUCAUCACAUUGGGAAUGAAAUUUAAAAUGGAGGGCUACCCUUUUGCGAUAUGCAUCUGCUCUCCUUUAUACUGAAAUGUAUUCUAGCAGCAUAAGAUAAGGCUGUGUCGGCAUUUCUGUUACAGACCCCUAUAUUCCGGGGUUGGUAAUUUGCUAUGGGAGAAAAUUGGCAUAUGCACUUUCAGUCCAAAAGCAAUUUUUAAUUCAAAUUUUCUUUUAUUUUAAAUAGUAGAGCUUAUGUCAGUUUUGAAUUGUACUCGUUUAUUUAAGAAGAAAAGCUGCUUAGAUUGUUUUGUGAUAUGUGCACAAUGCAAAGUUAGUUUUGACUAGCAAUAAAGAAGAAUAAAUUUGUGAAAAUUAUCCCAUAAAUCAUUGUUGCUGUUUAAAGGACCUAGUCCUCAAACUCUUACACUUAUGAGUGUUUUUAGCAUCUGAUCCAAAAAAGUAAAUUAAACCUCUCAGAGCCUGAUCUAUUUACUGCCAUUGACUUCAAUGGAGAUUACACAUAGUGGCAAACACAACACCCACAAGUGUUUGCAGAACUGGGAUCUCAGUUAGUAAUCUCUGAAUAGUAACUACGGGCCCAAUCCUGCAAACACUUGCAUAGUUGCUUAACUUUAAGUACAUGAGUAGUUACUUUGGCUUCAGCGGAACUACUCCAUGCUUACAGUUAUGUGCAUAAGUGUUUGCAGGACUGGGGCUAGGAUGUUGGCAGUAACUAGUUUCAGAAUUUGAUUAUUUUCUAUUUUUAAUAUGCAGAAUAUGCAUCUAAAAUGUGUGUUAUCAAGAGCUGUUUAGGUUAAUCAGUUGCAAACUAAAAUUAAAAUGAAUACGUAUUUACCUAAUGAUUAAAAAUGACACCAACAGGUUAUGAUAUGAAUAGUUUUAUCCCAGAAUGUAUAUGUUUUCUAUUAUCUCAAGUGAAUAUUCAUCUCUUAACCUUCCAUAACAGGAUUUUUUUUUCUUUUCCUUUCAAAUCCCAAACAAAUUAUCUACUUAAAAUAUGUUUACAUUAUGUAUACUAUAAGCCAAGUUAAGCACCUAAGUGUUCAUAGGAUCUCCAUUCCCUUACACCAGUGUAACUGAGGGGUUACUCCAUUGCAGACAAUUGAGUCACACUUAGGUGUAAGUGAGAGGAGAAACAGGCCCUCAGGCUUUUAGGGUACGUCCAGACUACCCGCCGAAUCAGCGGGUAGUAAUCGAUCUAUCGGGGAUCGAUAUAUCGCAUCUCAUCUAGAUGCGAUAUAUCGAUUCCCUGAACACGCUCCCGUCGAAUCCGGAACUCCACCAGGGCUAGCAGCGGUAGCGGAGUUGACGGGGGAGCCGCAGCCAUCGAUCCCACGCUGUGAGGACCCGAGGUAAGUCGAAAUAAGAUGCAUCGACUUCAGCUACGCUAUUCCCGUAGCUGAAGUUGCAUAUCUUACAUCGACACUCCCUCCCCCCCCCAGUGUAGACCAGCCCUUACUUUUAAAAUAUCACCUAAUAGGAGUGACUUUUAAAAUCCUGUUGUUGUUCAUUUGUUCCAACAGAUGGAAAGCAUCAACUAUAUCUCAUCUUGGGGUCUUAAAAUAAACCAAAGGACACCGGGGCCCACUUCUAACCUCAGAUACACACAUGUAGGCUAUGAGCCAAUUCUUAAAGUAGUAGGUGGGUGUCUUUGAAACUGGGAAGACGCCCAUUGUCUUCAAUGGGUUUUGAACUGGGCCUGUGGUUCCCAGUAGUUAAUGGGAGUUGCACGUGCAUAUCAGAGGGAAGAAUUUGCCCCUAUUAUGUGUACAUAUGCGUUUGAUAACACACAAACACUCAUGAUAUAUAGAAUAUACAUAUAGUAUGUAAUAUACAUACAUAAUAUAUAUUACAUAUAAUAUUGAACAUAAUAAAUACAUAUACACUCAUGCAUCAUGUUUGUGUGUAUGUAUUUUCUAAAGAAACAGAUCAUUUAAACAUAUUAAAGAGUAUUCUAAAAUAUGGGAAAAGUUAUUGAAUUAAGAAACGUCCUUGUGGCAAUUUUAAAUGAAAGUGUACGUUAAUUCCUAUUGCAUUCAUGUAAUUUUGCAAUUCUCUGUUUAAACAUUAAAUGUCUUAUAUAGCAGCAAAAUAACUUAAUGGGUGUUCAUAUUUUCAUAAUAUUGACUUAAAUUAUUAAGUGCAAGAUGACUGUAAGGGGUGAUUAACAGAAAUUAUGAGUUUUGAUAUGCGUAUAUAUAAAAUAAGUGUAUAUACAAUAUAUAUAUAUAUAGCUAGACUUCAAACUCUUCAGAAUUUUUGCAUCAGGGUAAGCACUGAAAAAUGUCCAGUUAGAAUAAGUUUUUAUGGUAUUGCGGAUGCAAAAUAAAAUUAAUUUAUUAGCAUUUAUAACAGAGGAACUAAUUCAGUUCUCAAUUUAAAACAGGUGAAUGUUGUUAAAAUAUAAAGCCCUGUGAUGAUGUUUUAUAAUCUGAGUAAAAUAAAGAGAUGUUGUAAACUGG
Molecule: messenger RNA, 4643 nt
Organism: Chrysemys picta bellii (western painted turtle)
Lineage: Eukaryota; Metazoa; Chordata; Testudines; Emydidae
Source: RefSeq, a predicted model, not a curated record